AUGGUGGGAGCGCCUUUAAUCGCGUGGCGCACACAGGGACAGAACCGGCCCACACUGGAUAUGACAUUCUCCCCCUCUCUCCCCCCUCUCUCCCCAGUCUCCCUCUCUUCCCCUCUCUCCACAGUCUCCCCUUCUCUCCAACAGUCUCCCCCUCUCUCCCCAGUCUCCCCCUCUCUCCCCAGUCUCCCCCUCUCUUUCACAGUCUCCCCCUCUCUUUCCUCUCUCCCCAGUCUCCCCCUCUCUUUCCCAGUCUCCCCCUCUCUCCCCAGUCUCCCCCUCUCUUUCCCAGUCUCCCCCUCUCUUUCCCAGUCACCCCCCUUCUUCCCCAGUCUCCCUCUCUUCCCCUCUCUCCACAGUCUCCCCCUCUCUCCCCCAGUCUCCCCCUCUCUUUCCUCUCUCCCCAGUCUCCCCCUCUCUUUCCCAGUCUCCCCCUCUCUUUCCUCUCUCCCCAGUCUCCCCCUCUCUUUCCCAGUCUCCCCCUCUCUUUCCUCUCUCCCCAGUCUCCCCCUCUCUUUCCCAGUCUCCCCCUCUCUCCCCUCUCCCCCUCUCUCCCCAGUCUCCCCCUCUCUUUCCCAGUCUCCCCCUCUCUCCCCAGUCUCCCCCCCUCUUUCCCAGUCUCCCCCUCUCUCCCCAGUCUCCCCCUCUCUUUCCCAGUCUCCCCCUCUCUCCCCAGUCUCCCCCCCCUCUUUCCCAGUCUCCCCCUCUCUCCCCAGUCUCCCCCUCUCUUCCCCAGUCUCCCCCUCUCUCCGCAGUCACCCUCUCUUCCCCUCUCCCCCCAAUUUACCCCUCCCUUCCCCAGUCUCCCUCUCUUCCCCUCUCUCCACAGUCUCCCCUUCUCUCCAACAGUCUCCCCCUCUCUCCCCCAGUCUCCUCCUCUCUUCCCUCUCUCCCCCAGUCUCCCCCUCAGUGUCCUCCGCUCUCCCCCCGGGCCUCCUCUCCUGA
This is a messenger RNA of Knipowitschia caucasica, 942 nucleotides long. The record is from the annotation of a GenBank genome assembly. NCBI's taxonomy places the organism in Eukaryota, Metazoa, Chordata, Actinopteri, Gobiiformes, Gobiidae.